Molecule: messenger RNA, 639 nt
Organism: Caenorhabditis remanei
Lineage: Eukaryota; Metazoa; Nematoda; Chromadorea; Rhabditida; Rhabditidae
Exons: 3
Coding region: 1-639 (212 amino acids)
Source: RefSeq, a predicted model, not a curated record
AUGGUGUUUUUCACAAAGAUUGAAAGAUUUCUAAACGUGUUUUUACUGUUUCUGAUAUGCUUUCGACCCGGAUUUUCACUAGAACACAUUCGAAAUUUGAAAGUGGAAUUCAGUUUCGACUGCCUUGAUAAUCGAUCCGUCUGUGUAUUCAUUGAAGUUUUUGAAGAUGAAGUCAUUUAUGAACAACUGUUGACUCGUUAUGACUCUUGUCUUACAAAUAUACGAAGAGAAGCUUUCCGUGAAAGUACAUUUUUUAAACAUUAUGGUUUCUUUUCAAAUCGAAACAUUCCUAUAAAUGUUACUCUGGAACCGAUCCAUGUUGGACCAAUCAAAGAAGGAAAAUUGGACGCCUUCACUGCAAAUUUCCAAAUAACUAACGAUUGUGGGAAAAAUAGAGAAAUCAUGUGCUAUCAAGAAGCCAUUUAUUAUGAUGGAAUUGAUACAUUAUUGUCACUGAACAGAGAUUUGAAUCAUACUUCGAAACCAGGACCGUGUAGUAAUCGAUGGUUAGGUAGUCAAUUGUGGUUGAAAAAUAAUGAAAGAAGAGAGAAAGAUAGACAGAAAGAUAGUCAGAAACCAGAGGAAUCCACUACUAUGUCUCAUGGAAAUACAACUCAGAUUGACUUGAACACUAUUUGA